Colletotrichum siamense is the source of this 1356-nucleotide messenger RNA. RefSeq names its product MFS transporter asaE (gene asaE-0). The record is from RefSeq and is a predicted model, not a curated record. NCBI's taxonomy places the organism in Eukaryota, Fungi, Ascomycota, Sordariomycetes, Glomerellales, Glomerellaceae. Gene Ontology annotation, molecular function: transmembrane transporter activity. Gene Ontology annotation, cellular component: fungal-type vacuole membrane. Gene Ontology annotation, biological process: transmembrane transport. The coding region runs from base 1 to 1356 and encodes 451 amino acids. The transcript has 2 exons.
AUGGCAUCGCGAUCUUCAACUUCAAGGCCCACGCCUGACCCAGAGCUUGCAACUCAAAAUGGCCAUGUUACCCAAGAACGAGAACAGCACGAGAAGUCUGAACAACCACCUAGUGUGACAACCGACGCGGUACUGGCACCUUCAGAGCAUGACUAUCCAGAAGGAGGACUUCGAGCUUGGUCUGUCGUCCUAGGUUCCUGGUUUGCCUCCUUCUCAGCCCUCGGCAUAUCCAACACCAUCGCAACGCUCCACGCGUACGUCGGCACGCAUCAACUCGCCGGCUACAGCGAGGGCACCAUCGGAUGGAUCUUCUCGACGUACAUGUUUCUCGUCUUUUUCUGCGGCAUCUACGUCGGGCCCCUCUUCGACAAGUACGGACCCAAGUGGCUCAUCCUGGCUGGCACCAUCGGCGUGGUAACGGCGCAGAUGCUGUUGAGUUUCUCGACAAAAUACUGGCAAUUCAUGCUCGUCUUCGGCGUUCUCAACGGCUGCAGCGCGUCUCUCCUCUUCACGCCUUCGUUCGCUGCCAUCGGCCACUGGUUCUACCACCGCAGGGGACUGGCAACGGGUAUCGCGUCGACAGGCGGUUGCUUCGGCGGGAUCGUUUAUCCCAUCAUCCUGCGUUAUCUCUUUGAACGUGGAGGAUGGGGCUGGGCUAUUCGGACCAUCGGGUUCAUCGUGCUCGUUUGUUGCGGCACGGCGACCCUCCUCAUCGACACCCGUCUGCCUCCCGCCCCUAAUGCUUCGCCCCAUCCAGACCUGCGCAUCUUGCGCGAGCCUGCCGUCGCGGUGACGACCAUCGGUCUCUUCCUCUUCGAGUGGUCCCUCUUUAUCCCCCUCACCUACAUCUCAAGCUAUGCAAUCAGCAAAGGCUUCGACACCGACUUCGCAUACCAGAUCCCGACGAUCCUCAACGCAGGCAGUGUGGUAGGUCGCGUCCUAGCCGGCUGGUGGGGAGAUUACGCCGGGCCCUUCAACUCGCAUAUUGCAGCGCUGUUUCUGAGCUGCGUUGCAUGCCUGGCAAUCUGGCUACCUGCUGGCUCUUCCAUGGCGGGCAUCCUGGUCUUCGUGAUUCUAUUUGGGUUUGCUAGCGGUAACAACAUCAGCAUCAGCCCCGUCUGCAUCGGACGGCUGUGUAAGACGGAGAACUAUGGCCGCUACUACGCGACGUCGUACACGGCCGCCUCUUUCUCUUGUUUGUUCGGGGUGCCCAUAGCAGGAGAGAUUAUUGCGGCGCAGGGAGGAAGCUACCAGGCCUUGAUCGUAUUCACUGGCGUCAUGUAUGCCGCUUCAGUUGUGGCCUUUGCAGCGGUGAAGAUUAUGCGAGUAGGGUGGAAGCCGCUAGCUAUCUUUUAG